Messenger RNA from Anolis carolinensis (green anole), 4726 nucleotides. It is a transcript of the gene tonsl, whose product is annotated as tonsoku like, DNA repair protein. The record is from RefSeq and is a predicted model, not a curated record. Gene Ontology annotation, molecular function: protein binding. Gene Ontology annotation, cellular component: nuclear replication fork. The coding region runs from base 74 to 4159 and encodes 1361 amino acids. NCBI's taxonomy places the organism in Eukaryota, Metazoa, Chordata, Lepidosauria, Squamata, Anolidae. Gene Ontology annotation, biological process: double-strand break repair via homologous recombination; replication fork processing. The transcript has 26 exons.
CCGUCCAAUCAGCGACGUGCUUUGCGAGCGGGAGAUUUCCGUGGCUGAGGCGGCCUGAGGAGAGCCAGGCGGGAUGGGCGGCGCGCGGGAGCGGGAGAUCCGCCAGCUCCAGAAGGACAAGGAGAAAGCCCAGCGGAAGGGGGACCUGAAGGAAGAGGCCGCCUUGUGUAACCAGCUGGGAAGUAUCUUGGCGCGUCAUGGGCAGUUCCAAGAAGCCCUGGAAGAGCACCGCCUGGAGCUGCGCCUGCUGGAAGGCCUGGGGGACGUCAUUGGCUGUGCCGUCGCCCACCGGAAGAUCGGGGAGUGCUUGGCAGAGCUGGAAAGCUAUGAAGCCGCCCUGAAGCACCAGCGCCGGCACCUGGAUCUGGCCCGCUCCGUCUCCAGCGACAUCGAGCAGCAGAGAGCCUGGGCCACCAUCGGCAGGACCUAUAUGUUCAUGGCUGAGGGCCAGCAGUCCAGCAGUGCCCUGGAAGAAGCAGAAAAAGCCUUCAUGAAGAGCCUGGCCAUCGUGGAGGAGAAGCUGGAAGGGGAAGUCUCCCAGCGGGAGGUGAGCGAGAUGCGGGCCCGGCUCUACCUCAACCUCGGCUUGGUGUACGACGGCCUGAAGGACCCCGCCAAGCACACCUAUUACAUCAAGAAGAGCAUCUACAUCUCAGAGCAGACCCAACUGCUGGAGGACCUGUACCGGGCCUACUACAACAUGGGCAACAUCCACCUACGGGAGGGACAGCAUUCGAAGGCCAUGCGUUGCCUGGAGCGGGCGCGGGAGUGUGCCUGCAAGAUGAAGGAGAAGCACAUGGAGAGCGAGUGCUGCGCGGGGAUUGCACAAGUGCUGCUGAGCUUGGGGGACUUUGUGGCGGCUAAGCGGUCCCUAAAGAAGGCCUACCGGAUGGGCUCCCAGCAGCCUCAACAGCGAGAGAGCGUCUGCCACAACCUGCGCUACGUCUCCAAGGUGACUCGCCUGCAGCAGGCCCUGGAAGAAGCAGAGGCAUCCUGCGACCGGGGGGCAGCCCUGGCCCUGAGUGAGCAGCUGGGAGACCUCUUCUCCAAAGCGGGAGAUUACCAGCGCUCCCUGGAAGCCUACAAGAAGCAGCUGGGCUAUGCUCAGGCCCUGAAGCGGCCGCCCCACGAACUGGCUGUGAUCCACGUUUCCUUGGCAGCCACGUUUGGGGACCUGAAGGACCACGCCCAGGCUUUGCACCACUAUCAGGAGGAACUGGCCCUGCGGAAGGGAAACCUCUUGGAGGAAGGGAAGACGUGGCUGAGCAUUGCUCUGGCCAAGGAGGAGGCCAAGGAAAGCUACGAGGAGCUGGAGCCCUGCUUCCGAAAGGCCCUGCAAUACGCUGAGAAGGCCUUUGACCCCAGGCUGCAGCAUCAGAUCCUGCAGCACUUGCACGCCUGCCAGCAGAGAGCGGGGCGCCCCGAAGCGGCAGAGACAAUGGGGAGGCUGCAGGACCUUCGGCGCAUGGAGGGCUGGCAUUCCGAUGGGGAGAUCAGUGAGGAGGAGGAAGAGGAGGAGGAAAGCAGCGAGCCCCUCGUAGAAAGCGACCUGGAGCUUUCAGAUAGCGAUGGAGAGGAGGAGGAGGACCUGGAAGGCUACAACAAAACGGUCUCCGGUCAGCGCAGGACCAAAAAGUGGAACCAGCGCAACGACAAAGGCGAGACCUUGCUCCACCGCGCCUGCAUUGAUGGGAACCUGCGCCGUGUGCAGUUCUUUGUGGAGAAGGGCCACCCUCUGAACCCCCGGGAUUAUUGUGGCUGGACCCCACUGCACGAGGCCUGCAACCAUGGGCACCUGGAGGUUGUGCGCCUGCUUCUGGACCACGGAGCAGCCGUCGACGAUGCUGGUGGCCCUGGCUGCGAGGGCAUCACGCCCCUCCACGACGCCCUCAACUGUGGACAUUUUGACGUGGCCGAGAUGCUGGUCCAAAGGGGAGCGUCCACACUGUUGCGUGAUGGCAAGGGCCAGACCCCGCUGGACACUCUGCACCAGUGGAUGCAUCUCUACGGCCGGGACCUUGACCAAGAGACCCGGGAGCGAUGCAAAGCCAUGGAGGGGCUGCUCAAGAAAGCCAUGGCCGGACGAGCCUCCAAAACUCAGGUCCAACGGGAGACGCCCUCCAGCCAGCUCUUUGAUGCUGAGUUUUCAGAGUCUCAAGGCUCCGGUCCUCAAGGUUCGGCCAGGACGACACCCAGCCCGAGACGGAGCCAGGUGGACCCUGAGUUGGACGAGGACUGCAUGGUCCCCCUCCGCCCUGUCAAGAAACGUCAGCGGCUGCUCAGCCAGAGUCUCGCGAGAGAAGAGGGGGGACCGAUAACCACUGCUCCCUCUGAAUACGCGGCGGCCAUGCGAGGGGUGGGCAGCGCUCUCUCCCGGGGUCCGCCGAGCUCUGACCGCCCCGCCAGGCCCUCCCCUGCCCCGGCACUCAUCCCGACAGAGGAAUACAUAGACGACGACUGGCUGGACGACGACCUGGGUGUGAAUACCGUCUCCCGCAAACGCGGCCGGCAGAGUCCGCUGGGCUCCGCCUGCGAGGAAAGCCAAGAGGACGAGGAGGAGGAGGAGGGCGAGAGCGACGCCGGACCCCCGUGUGCGGCCCCCAAAGUCCCCACGAAGAGGAGGAGGGCCAGGCAAAUGCGCCUCACCCUGAUGGUGGGCAGGACGCCCCUGGGGAGGGUCCGGGGGGCCAACGCGGUGGGCGGCACAGAGGCCACGGCCAGCGCUUCGCACAGAGCUGGAGGCAGCGGCCAAGUGGAGAGCCGGCCUUCCGAGGGAGAGAGCCUGCCGCCUGCGUUUGUGCCGCAGGCCCCUGCUCCCCCGCCUCCGAUCCGGGUGCGAGUUCGGGUGCAAGACAACGUCUUCUUGAUUCCUGUGCCACACAGCGACCGCGAGGGCUGCCUGGUGUCGUGGCUGGCGGAGCAGGCCUCCCAGCGCUACUACCAGGCCUGCGGCCUCCUCCCGCUCCUGACCCUGAAGAAAGAGGGGGCCCUCCUCGCCCCCCAGGACCGCAUUGUGGACGUCUUGCAGAGCAACGAGGAGGUUUUGGCUGAAGUUCAGUCAUGGAACCUGCCUCCCUUGGUGGAGAGGUACCGCAAGGCCUGCCGGAGCCUGGCUGCAGAGGAGCACCGCCUGCUUCUGCGGAUGCUGGAGCGUCAGGAGUCGGGGCCCUCCUUCAGCGUGGCCGGCGUGUCUCUCCGGGGCCCCCGCCUGACCCCUCUCCUCCGGGCCCUGAAGCUCCAGGCCUCCAUCCGGCAGCUGUGCCUCUCCGGGACGGGCCUCGGGGACGACUCGGCCGAAGAGCUCUUGGCCAGCAUCAGCACCAUGCCGGCCCUGAGGCAGCUGGACCUCUCCUCCAACCGGCUGGGCCCCGAGGGGCUUCGCAAGCUCACCGCAGGGUCCUCCGGAAACACUGUUUUCCAGACCCUGGAGGAGCUGGACCUGGGCCUGAACCCUUUGGGCGAGAACAGUGGCCCUUCCUUGGCCGCCUUGGUCCAGGCCGCUCCACUCCUGAAGGCCCUCCGACUGCAGGCCUGUGGCCUCACUUCCGCCUCCUUGCAGCACCACCAGCCCCUGAAAGGGGCCUUGCAGCUGAGGAGCCUGGCUCUGUCGCACAACGGCCUGGGCCCGGAAGGCCUGGACCUCGUCCUGAGGAGCCUGCCUUGCCAGAGGCUCUCCCGCCUGGACCUGGGCUCCGUGGGCAGAAGGGCGGCCGAGCAGAAGCCCCUCUGGAAGCCCCUGGCUGCUUACCUGGCCCAGGAGGGCUGUGCACUCAGCCACUUGACCUUCUCUGGGAACCAACUGAAUGACAAUGCGGUUGCAGAGCUGGCCAGGUGCCUCCCUUGCUGCCCUUCCUUGGUCUCCCUGGACUUGUCUGCCAACCCCGACAUCGGCCUCGUCGGCCUCCGGACGCUGCUCCUGGCCCUGGAGGAGAGGCAGGCCGGCCUCCAGCUCCUCAACCUGGCAGGCUGCUCCGUGAAGGGCCCCGUGGACUCUGCCUCCUGGACCAAGCUCUCGUCCAGCGUCCGCCACUUGCAGCUCUGCAGCCGCCACUUGAGCCGGAGUGACCUGCGGGAGGGGCCCGAGCUAUGGCCGAGGACCGAGGGUAGCGCCUUCGCCUGCGUUGCACGGCACAACAAGCUCUUCUACCAAUGCCUUUAGCCGCCCUGGACGGAUGCUUUGCCGCAUCCAGGGCCCCAGUUCUGGCCACGUAUGGGUGGAGUGGCCAGCGAGACGGAGGAAGAGACCUUGGGCCACUUCACUCAAUCCUUGCGUCCAGAUCUGGUGCAAAAGGGUGAUUGUGAACCAAAGGAAAGCCAUCAUAAUGGAGAACAGCAGAGAUGAGUCUUCUAAUGAAGAAAGCCCAUUAAGACCUGAUUCCUUCCUCCUUUUAACUCUGAGAGACGCAAGGAUUGUACUCUAAACUGGGUCAGGAGUAGAAAUAUAUCCAUUAUUCCCUAAAGGAUAUAACCUUAACUUAUUCAGCCUUUGUGCUGACCUUGUCUUCAUACUUCUGAAUCCUUCCAUAUUUAUUCUGAUCCUUCCUUGCAACCUUGGCGAUCAUCUCUCUCCACAGCACAUAUGAGAGAACUACAGGGCUCUUGAUUUAAACAUUUCUUGCUUCUACUAUGGGGAAAAUGUAAUGCUGAAAGAAGAGACUUGCUGGAGCCUUUUCUUUGCUUUUCCCUUGUUUUGGGAAGGAAUAAAAUACACCUCACGCCUCUCCUU